AUGGAGCAUAUUCAAUCGACCAUCAAUGAUAUUAUCAACGAGAUCAAGGAUACCAAUAGGAUGACCAACUUGGAGAAGCCUCAGUCCAACGAUCACAUGAACAAUAAUGAGGUGGACAUGUCCCAGUUGGUCCAAUCAAUCAUGUCAUGUACAUCGGUCCAACAGUUUAUCAACAACAAUACCAAUGCAUUGGAUGUCAAUGACAUGACUGCCAAGAUGAGUAGCUCGACACUAAGUGAUGUUGACGUGCUGUCCAUGAUCAGUCGACACACUGAUCACACCCGCGAGGUACCUUAUGACGUUGAUCUUCAAGUGCGUCGCAUCGAUACAGACAUGGCCAAGCUCACGGACAUCAAGAGGCAGAUCGAGGAAUGCUUUAAACUCACUAUCGUGUCGUCCACCGAACUUGGUCAAGGCCCCGGCGAGUUUGAUGGCUGCAUCAUGUCCGUGAGACUGGACGGCUGCUCAUACUUGGAACUGGACGGUGCCAAGUGGACACAAAUGAAUGGAGCAUUCGAGAGGCAACUUAGAGGCGUGUCAACGUCCGUGGUGUAUGCACGUGGCAGUGUCUACGUGUUUGGUGGACUGGACGCCCCAACCAAAUACACUCGCUACGCAUUGGAGAACAAAAAGUGCAUUCAUGGAGACAUCACUGGCAUCAAUGGUGGCGAGGGCAUCGCGGCUUGUUAUGAUGGCGACAAGCUUAUCUACCUUGUCGGUGGCUAUGAUGAGACCACCGACCGAUACUUCAAUCGAGUGGACACCUUCAACAUUGAGACACAGCUGUUCCAGUGCGUUGGACACCUGCCAGUUAAACAUGUGUUCAUGGCACAAGCAUACUUCCACAAUGACCACCUCUUGGUCGUUGGCUCUGACAUUGGAGUGGUCUCGUUGAAUCCACAGACAGAGGUCUUUAGCCAGCUGGUCCCGCCACCCUCCAAGCCAUACUUUGCCAGCUGCUUCGAUGGCGAAGACAACAUCUACAUACUAAGCCAUAGUCUGUUCACGAGGUACACGUUGUCAAGCAACAAGUCAACAUCGCUGGCCAAGCUCAAUGCAACAAGUGUAUCGGCAAUUGCACCAUGUUAUCCUAUGCAUUAUGUGGAAUCAUAUGGAAUCAUAUACCUUGGUGGCAGGGGUAGGAACCAUCGAUAUGCAUUGAAUGAAGGAAAAUGGAUAAUGCUCAACGACAAUGAUCAUGUACAAGACCGUGAUUGCUUUGGUACAUGUUUGAUUAGCAAACAAAGACGUCGUUUGGGCAAGGGCAAGGGCAAGGGCAAGGGCAAGGGUUAG
This is a messenger RNA of Acytostelium subglobosum LB1, 1293 nucleotides long. RefSeq lists its product as hypothetical. The transcript is spliced from 2 exons. The coding region runs from base 1 to 1293 and encodes 430 amino acids. The record is from RefSeq and is a predicted model, not a curated record. Lineage: Eukaryota; Evosea; Eumycetozoa; Acytosteliales; Acytosteliaceae. Gene Ontology annotation, molecular function: protein binding.